AUGCCAAGAAAGUUUUUGGGCAAUAAAAUUGAAAAGAAUGUUGAUGCAGUCAGACCAUCUUCGCUAACAUUAACAGCUGAUGACUUGAAGUAUAUUCCACCGAUACCACAAGAUUUUGAAGAUGAAGAUGAUAAGGUUUUACGUACCAGCAACGGUGGUAACAGGUUGUCUAAAAGAUUUGGGGGUACACUGAAACUGAAGAAACGGUUAGAGUCUGUUCCAGAAUUGUUCUUACAUGAUUUCAAGAAGAGGCCACGCUCCCAACUUGAGGUGAUUAGAGAGAAAAAAUUUACUGACAUGCAAGUUCCCAAGGGACCAGUUUGUCCUCAAAGCACGAUUCUACCAUUACGAGAAAGAAAGAAGGUAAAAUCACUACCAAUUCAAAGAAAAAGUUUACGUAGGCCGACGCUGUCAAAGCCUGCAGUAGUACAAUCUUUAGGGCAUAAGACACAUUCGGAUCAUAUUAUUGAUAAAGUGUUUGUCUCUCGCCCGGCCCCAAUUGUAAUGCCUGUAAAAGCCCUUACUCCUAUUAAUCCGGUCUCCCUAAUGCAAACACAGACACAAGAUUGCUGUAGAAAAAAUAAGUAUGGCAAAAGCGGUAGUGAAAUAUUGUUUGACGAAAUUCUAUCAGCCUAUGAAAACGUUUCUACAAGCGAUUCUACUGCCCUAAAUUCAGAAAUUGACAGAAUUAUCGAUAUAUGCGCUUCAAAACAAAUAGCUAAAAAAAAUGAGGCAUUUCAGGUACCAUAUGUCGUCUGCCCUGACGACACAGAGACUUUGUUUUCGUCAACAACACCAAAGUUGAAACCUGUCAAUUCUAACACAUUAAACGAUGUCAUUUCUAGCCCAGAAUACACCACGUCUGGAUGCAGUACAUACUCUGACCAAUCGAAUUCAGAUGAGGAAUUGUCCGAAGUAGAAAGUAUAGUAUGGAACACGAAUAAGAGGACAAUGAGAUCAUCCAUUGUGUCUGAAAGCACUAGUGAGGAAGGCUAUUGCACUGCUGCGGAGACUUUGCCCUCAACAGUAUCAGUGGAAGAUCUGGAUAUACAUAACAAGCUUCCAAAAGUUGCACAAACAUCAUCGUGCAAUACGCUUUUGAAUAAACUCUCUAUAAGAAAAUUAAAAAAAGUAAUUCUCGAUCCGCCUAAAAUAAUGCAUGUCAUGACUUUUGACGAUGACAGUGAUGAUGGAGAUGACAACGAUGACGAGGAUAGGGCUUUGAAUAUUCUUCAAAAAAAAAUUGACUGCAUUGAAAUAGCAAGUUGCAGCAGUAGCAUUUACAGCGAAUAA
Molecule: messenger RNA, 1293 nt
Organism: Saccharomyces cerevisiae S288C
Lineage: Eukaryota; Fungi; Ascomycota; Saccharomycetes; Saccharomycetales; Saccharomycetaceae
Gene: DSE3
Product: Dse3p
Exons: 1
Coding region: 1-1293 (430 amino acids)
Cellular component (GO): cellular bud neck
Source: RefSeq, marked reviewed